AUGGGUAUCAUCAACAGUCUCAUCAGCAGUACAUCCGACUCAUCAAAAAUGCCUCCCUCCGACUCCCAACUCAACAUCAUCAUCGUCGGCGCCGGUCUGAGCGGUCUCGCGACAGCCAUCUCCUGCGCCAUGGCGGGCCACACAGUGACAGUACUGGAACAAGCGCAAGAGCUGGCGGAAGUGGGCGCAGGGCUGCAGAUCACGCCCAAUGCGUCACGGCUGUUCUCGCACUGGAAGCUACCGUCGAAGAUCUGGACCUCAGCCGCGGAGCCGACGUCGUUGACGGUGCACCGGUACACGGGCGAGGUGCUGGCACAUGAGGCGAAUUUCGACCGUAACAUCCGCGCCAAGUACCAAGCGCCAUUCAUCGACCUGCACCGGGUUGAUCUGCAGCAAGCGCUGUACGCGCGGGCGCGGGAGUUGGGUGUGACGUUCCACCUGGACGAGCGGGUCGACGCGAUCGACUUCGAGACGACGACGAUCACGACGCUGAAGGGCCGGCGGGUGAGCGGGGAUCUGGUGGUCGCGGCCGACGGACUGUGGUCGCGCUGUCGUGAGAGCUUCUACGGGAAGAAGGACGAGCCGCUGCCGACGGGCGACCUGGCAUACCGCAUUGUGUUGACGGCCGAGCAGGUCGCCGAUGACCCUGAGCUGCGCGCCUGGGUCGAGAACCCCACCGUGCACUUCUGGGUUGGGCCGGGCGCCCAUGUGGUGGCGUACUCGAUGCGCGGCGGGUCGAUGUUCAAUAUCGUCUUGCUGGUGCCGGAUACGCUGCCGCCGGGGGUGUCGAGGCAGGCCGGGUCGGUGGAGGAGAUGCGCGGUUUGUUCGUAGGCUGGGAUCCGGUAUUAACCAAGUUCCUGUCCUACGUGAACGGCGUAGACAAAUGGCGGCUCAUGCACCACGCAGAAAUGGACACCUGGAUCAACGACAAAUCCAACCUCGUCUUCAUCGGCGACGCCUGCCACCCAAUGCUUCCCUACCUCGCCCAAGGCGCGAACUCCUCCCUCGAAGACGGCGCCGUCCUAGGCGGCCUACUAGGCCACAUGAAGCAGAAAUCCGACCUCCCGCAGAUCCUAAGAUUGUACGAGAAACUCCGAAAAUCCCGCGGGGAAGCCAUCGUCCGGGAGACAUUCAAGCAGAGAAACGACUUCCACAUGCACAACGGCACCGAGCAAGAGGAGCGCGAUCAGAUCUUCCUCUCGCAGCUUGGUAAGGAACUCAAGGGCCCGUUUCCGAGCCGAUGGACGUGCCCUGAAGUCCAGCCGUGGUUGUAUGGCUACGACGCCAUCAAGGAGGUCGAGAACGUCGUGGCGGAGAACCCGGCGUUGUUCAACGGGCCCGUCACGGCGAAUUUGUAG
Aspergillus homomorphus CBS 101889 is the source of this 1359-nucleotide messenger RNA. RefSeq names its product putative monooxygenase. Gene Ontology annotation, molecular function: FAD binding; monooxygenase activity. The coding region runs from base 1 to 1359 and encodes 452 amino acids. Lineage: Eukaryota; Fungi; Ascomycota; Eurotiomycetes; Eurotiales; Aspergillaceae. The transcript is spliced from 7 exons. The record is from RefSeq and is a predicted model, not a curated record. Gene Ontology annotation, biological process: secondary metabolite biosynthetic process.